AUGACUAUUGUGUCCUCAGUCGGCACGUUUCUUAAGCGCCACCGCCGCAAACUGCUUGUCUCGGCCGGCAUCGUGGCUUCAGGUUACUUGGCCAUUGAUUAUCUUAAGAAUAAGUUUUUUGAGCUUCAAGAUCGACUUGCCAGUGAGCGUACUGCUAAAGAAAAUUUGAGACGAAGAUUUGAUCAGAACCAAGAGGAUGCAACAUUCACAAUCAUGGCGUUAUUACCAGGAUUAUCCGCAGACAUUAUUGACGCAUAUCCAGUUGAAAGUAUCACUCAACAACUGCAACAAAAACGCUCGGCAGCAAGUCGGUCAGUAGUAUCAGCAGAGGGAGCCCCUUCAGAAACUGGAUCCGAAAGUGUGGCCGGUGCUAUGGCCCCAACAACAACUACAGUGGAAGGAGAAGCAUCUGCGGUACUUGUAGAAACUCGUCCACGAGCAUCGAAAUCGCAACUGUGGCAGGAACUUAAGAUUGAAGCAAUUGCGCGAUUGUUUACGUUAAUCUAUUCUACGGCCCUUCUUGUUUUCUUGACUCGUGUGCAGCUUAAUAUUCUCGGAAGAAAGAACUAUGUUGUUUCUGUGAUUGAACUUGCAGACUCACGGAGACCCACAGGAGGAUCUGGUGAGAGUAGCAGCGAUGGAGAAGUUGAAGAAGAUGCAGAUGAAAGAGCAGAAAGAGAGGCUGCAACAAACAGACUUUACCUCAUGUUUUCCUGGUGGCUUCUAAACCGAGGCUGGCUAGUACUAAAGGAGCAAGUGACGACUGCCGUUGAGCGGGUAUUCGGACCAAUCAAUCCGCGUGCCGACUUAACGCUGGAAAAGCUUUCGGAACUUAUUGGCCAAGUGCAGUAUUUGAUUGAUUAUCCGUUUGAUUCUACGGUAGCUCAAAACUUUUUGCAUAACUUGAUACCCCCAGAAGAAUUAGAAACUUAUGUGUUGGCACAAGCUCAACAAGAUCCAAGUGCUGAAACGGAAGAACUUGCGCCUGGGUUGCGUGAAUUGUUGGAUGAAACUGCAGAUUUGGUUGAGUCACCAAAUGCUGGUGAGGUGAUUAAACGAUUGGUUCAUACAGGACUUUCUAUAUCAGUGAGCAAGAUUUCACAGUUAUACCCAGUUGAAGAAGUUAAAGAAGAAGAUGAAGAAGAAGAAAAGAAAUUGGAAGAGAAAGAAGAGGAAGAAAAGGAGAAUGAUGAAGAUGAAAAAGAAGAAAAUAGAAAAGAAAUCUCACCGGCAACUGUUAAACUGGCAAGUAUUUUGGCCAACAUUUCUAAACAAGCUCAUGGGGUUGGGGCCGGAACACCUUUAGAACCUAGUGAGUAUGUGACCGCUAUGGCCAAUGUUCCGGACUUGAAUGCCUUUUCUGCGGUUGUUUAUUCCAACUUUGACUGGCGAGAAUUAGACAGCAAGUAA
Molecule: messenger RNA, 1410 nt
Organism: Magnusiomyces paraingens
Lineage: Eukaryota; Fungi; Ascomycota; Dipodascomycetes; Dipodascales; Dipodascaceae
Exons: 5
Coding region: 1-1410 (469 amino acids)
Biological process (GO): protein import into peroxisome membrane
Cellular component (GO): peroxisomal membrane
Molecular function (GO): protein-macromolecule adaptor activity
Source: RefSeq, a predicted model, not a curated record